Oryza sativa Japonica Group (Japanese rice) is the source of this 1974-nucleotide messenger RNA. The record is from RefSeq and is a predicted model, not a curated record. NCBI's taxonomy places the organism in Eukaryota, Viridiplantae, Streptophyta, Magnoliopsida, Poales, Poaceae.
AUGCCGAGGCGGCGGACCACAUCGACGGAGAAAUUUCAGGGUGGAGCGACGCCAAGAGAUAAGAUGGCGGAACAGGGGAAAGAUAUCGUCUGGACUUGUACCUCGUACCUCGAGCCGGUGGCGUCGCGCACGUACGGUGGCAACGUGCACAGGUUCCCGAGCCCCAGGGGUUCUUCCUCGUGGGGAUUCCACAAGUUCAUCCGCCACGACGAGCUCGAGAGGUCGGGCCACCUCACCGGCGACCGCUUCGCCGUCCGCUGCGACGUCACCGUCAUGAGGGCCACGGAGCUCCGCGUCGAGCCGGCGUGCCUCGCCGUGCCGGAGCCGGACCUGCGCGCCCACCUCCGCCGCCUCCUCUCCACCGGCGACGGCGCGGACGUCACGUUCAGGGUCGGCGGCGGCGAGACGUUCGCCGCGCAUAGGUGCGUGCUCGCUGCCCGGUCGCCGGUGUUCAAGGCCGAGCUCUGUGGUCGUGGCGGCGCGGCCGCCGGUAGAUGCGUCGACGUCGACGACAUGGGCGCCGGGGAGUUCGGGGCUCUGCUUCACUUCGUGUACACGGACACGUUGCUGGAGAUGGCCUCGCGCGACGUGCCAGCCAUGGCGCGGCGGUUGAUCGCGGCGGCCGGCAAAUACCAAGUGGAGAGGCUGAAGCUGGUAUGCGAGGACAUGUUGCGCAGGCGCGUCGACACGAGCAUGGCCAUGGCGACGACGACGGAUUCGGCAGCUACCACCGACGAUCAGCUUAGCCAGCGUCCAUGGCUGACGCAGCUUUUCUUCAAGUUUGCAUCACGCAUGGUCGGUGGCAUGGUCGUCGACGCGUUCACACCUGAGCCUCCCACUGCCGCCGAGAAAUCCGGCGACGCCUCGCCGUCGCUAUCGCCAUCGCCGUCGUGCUCGACCGUCGCCGUCUCCGAGGCGAGUGGUCACCACGUCCUGAGGAUAGAGGGAUACAAGAGGACGAAGAUGAUGAUGGCAACCGGCGAACACCUCAACUCCGGCGAGUUCCACGUCGGCGGCUACACAUGGCGUCUCCGGUACUAUCCAAAUAGGUACGACCAGGAGUUCUCCAGCUCGAUAUCCUUCGCUCUGGUGCGGACCGGCCGCGACGACGACGAUGUCGUCGUCCGAGCACGCGUCAAGAUCAGCUUGCUCGACGUCGCCGGCGAGCCGGUGACACGGUACAGCCACAGCGACAACAAGUGCACGUUCUACGAGGGACAUGAUCUCUGGGCCAUCAAGAGCUUCAUCAGGAGGGUUGAUCUGGAGGAUUCCGGGCAUCUCGACGACGGCGGCGGUGGCGGCGACUCCUUCGCCGUCCGGUGCGACCUCACCUUCAACGUCCCGGACAUCCGCGUCGACGUCGACGACGCGGCCGCCGUCACGGUGCCCGCCGUGCCGCCGCCUCUCCUGCAUCGCCACCUCGGCGACCUCCUCGCCUCCGAGGCGGCGGCCGACGUGAGGUUCAAUGUCGACGGCGAGGCGUUCGCGGCGCACCGGUGCAUCCUGGCGGCGCGGUCGCCGGUGUUCCGGGCGGAGCUGUUCGGCUCCAUGCGGGAGCGCGCCGCGAGGGCCAUCGUCCGCGUCGACGACAUGGACGCCGACGCGUUCGCGGCGUUCCUGCACUUCGUCUACACCGACGAGCUGCCGGAGAUGGACGACGAUGGCGAGGAGGCGGCGGCGGUGAUGGCGAAGCACCUGCUCGUCGCCGCCGACAGGUACGGCAUGGAGAGGCUGAAGAAGGUGUGCGAGGACGUGCUGUUCAGGCACGUCGUCGUGGCCACGGCGGCGACAUCGCUGGCGUUGGCCGAGCAGCAUGACUGCCCCGAGCUCAAGGACGCCAUCUUGAGGUUCGUCACGUCGCCGGCGAGGUUGAAGGCGGACAUGGCGAGCGACGGGUACGAGCAUCUGAUCACGAGCUUCCCCUCCAUAGCCACGGAGAUUCUCGCCAUGCUUGCUGCUCAGUUGAGUACUUAG